Molecule: messenger RNA, 1053 nt
Organism: Linum tenue
Lineage: Eukaryota; Viridiplantae; Streptophyta; Magnoliopsida; Malpighiales; Linaceae
Source: the annotation of a GenBank genome assembly
AUGUUGACCAAGUGGUUGUGGCGGUUUGCAACGGAGAGGGAUAGUUGGUGGCGCAAGCUUAUCGAUAUCAAAUACCACAACCCCUCUUCGAUUUGGCAGACGGAAAAGGUUAGAAGUGGUUUUUCUCAAUCGGUUUGGGCAAACAUAACAAAGGAAUACGACUUAUUUUGGAAGUUUGCGAGCAUAGACCCGGGAAAUGGUACCAUGAUUUCGUUUUGGCAUGACGUUUGGAAUCAAGGGAUGGUGAUGUCUUCUGCAUUUCCCCGCGUUGCUGCUGCUGCCGCUGACUCCGAAGCAAGACUUUCUGAUGUAGCAUCCCUCAAUGGUGAGUUGGUGAGUUGGUCUUUUAAUCUUAAAUACAAUUUGAGGGGGGGUGCUGAACGGGAAAGGGUAGAUUUGUUGAAUUUUCUUAAUAAUAUUCCCAUGAACAACUUUGCUCUUAGUCCGUGCAGAAUGGUGUGGAAUCCUGACCCAAACAGUAAGUUCUCGGUGAGAUCUCUAUACAGGAACAUAGUGCUGGAAAAGUUGCCAGGAAUGCUUGAUUUCCCGUUGAAACAAGUUUGGAAGAAAAUGAUUCCUAGUAAAGUGUGCUUCUUUAUGUGGAUGGUGUUUCAUAACAAGAUUCUUACUGUUGACAACCUGAAGAGGAGAGGGUGGUCGUUGGCGAACAGAUGUUGUCUUUGUUGUAGGAAAGAAGAAUCUAUCAAUCACAUGCUGGUGGAGUGUGAGUUUGUGAUGGAAGUGUGGAGUUAUAUCAACAGGGUUAGACCGGUUGCGUCCUUUCAAGACAGGGAGGUGAAGUUAAUAAUCAAACACAGCCCUCAUUCCAAACCUGGAAAUGUCGGAGAGUGGUUUAGAGACUGUAUCUUACAUGCUAUUUGGUGGUUUGUGUGGUUGGAAAGGAAUCAACGGGUGUUCGAGGAGAAGAAGUCAAAUGCAGGUGGGGUGGCUAGAAGAGCUGCGAGGAACGCGAUGGAAUGGCUGGUGGCUCAUGGUCAGAUAGAUAAAAUCCAGGGCGAGGCUUGGUUGCACGAGCUCCUGUUAAUUCGCUGA